Brassicogethes aeneus is the source of this 1718-nucleotide messenger RNA. NCBI's taxonomy places the organism in Eukaryota, Metazoa, Arthropoda, Insecta, Coleoptera, Nitidulidae. The record is from the annotation of a GenBank genome assembly.
UGUGUAGCGACCUUUAGACGAUUAUUCCCUUCCAUUGUUUUUCUGUCACUGUCACUGGGGGCACGUAACCUCAAUUGUAUAAAAAACCGUAUUUUAUUCAGUUUUUUCCAGUCGUUGUGGUUCGUGUUUGAUUUAAGUGUUUUUACUGCUAAACAUUUUUUUUAAGUUGUUGCAAAGAUGGGAUUACCUGAACCAUUGGUUAAAUUGUUCAAACACAUUGAUGAAAACAAAAAAUCAUACAUUGAUACACUUAAGGAUGUAGUAGCAAUCCAGUCUGUGUCAGCAUGGUCAGAAAAAAGAGGCGAGUGUCGCAAAAUGAUGGAAUGGGGUGCAGCCCGUUUACAAAAAAUUGGGGCUACCACUGAGCUGAAGGAGUUGGGCAUGCAAACAUUACAUGAUGGUACUUCCCUUGAAUUGCCACCUGUUCUUUUUGGACAGCUGGGAAAUGACCCUAAAAAGAAAACUGUCUUGGUUUACGGUCAUUUGGAUGUGCAACCUGCAGCAUUGAGCGACGGUUGGGAUUCUGAACCGUUCGUUUUGACUGAAAGAGAUGGAAAAUUGUUUGGCAGAGGUUCCUCAGACGACAAGGGACCAGUUUUGUGUUGGAUUCAUGCGGUUGAAGCCUUCCAAAAGACCGCAAACGAUGUUCCAGUCAACAUCAAAUUCGUCUUUGAAGGUAUGGAAGAAAGUGGAAGUGUGGGUUUGGACGAGCUAUUAAUGGAGGAAAAAAACAAAUUUUUGGCCGGUACCGAUUACGUUUGCAUUUCCGACAAUUAUUGGUUGGGAAAAAAUAAACCCUGCAUCACUUACGGAUUGAGAGGUGUUUGUUAUUUUUUCGUUGAAGUGGAAUGUUCAGUAAAAGAUUUGCACAGCGGCGUUUUUGGAGGAACAGUUCAUGAAGCCAUGUCGGACCUCGUGCACCUACUAAACCACCUUGUCGACAAAGACGGAAAAAUCCUCAUUCCGGGACUGUACAACCAAGUGGCCCAGGUAACGGAACACGAGAAGGAGAUCUACAAAAAAAUCGAAUUUUCCAUCGACGAGUACCGUUCCGACGUGGGCUGCGCCAAACUCAUGCACAACGAAGACAAAGAGAAAAUACUGAUGCACAGAUGGCGCUUCCCGUCCCUGUCCAUUCACGGGGUGGAGGGCGCUUUCAGCGAACCCGGCCAGAAAACGGUGAUUCCCAGGAAAGUUAUUGGUAAAUUCUCCAUCAGGAUAGUGCCCAAUCAGGAGCCGAAACAGAUCGAGAAGUAUGUUGUCGACCAUUUGCAGAAAGUGUGGGCUCAGAGGGGAAGUCCAAAUAAAAUGAAGGCUUUCAUGGCCGACGGUGGUUUCCCGUGGACCGAGAACCCACAACACCCUCACUACGAAGCGGCAUCCAAGGCCACUCAGCAUGUCUACAACAUCGAACCAGACAUGACACGGGAAGGAGGUUCCAUUCCCGUGACUUUGACCCUGCAAACUGCCACGGAAAAAAACGUUCUUCUGCUGCCCGUGGGCGCCGGAGACGACGGGGCGCACUCGCAGAACGAAAAGGUCGACGUCAGGAACUACAUCGGCGGUACUAAACCAUUGGGUGCCUAUCUCUAUGAAGUUUCUCAGCUUUAAGUGCCUCACAAAAUAUUUUAUAUCAAUUUCAAAACUAUGCAUUUUCAUAAUGUUUAUAACCACAUAUAUUAUUUUAAUGUUAAUUUAAUAAAAGCAUUUUAAUUUUA